Lathyrus oleraceus (garden pea) is the source of this 2005-nucleotide messenger RNA. Its product is annotated as probable apyrase 7. Gene Ontology annotation, biological process: nucleoside diphosphate catabolic process. The transcript has 2 exons. The record is from RefSeq and is a predicted model, not a curated record. Gene Ontology annotation, cellular component: membrane. Gene Ontology annotation, molecular function: nucleoside diphosphate phosphatase activity. NCBI's taxonomy places the organism in Eukaryota, Viridiplantae, Streptophyta, Magnoliopsida, Fabales, Fabaceae. The coding region runs from base 306 to 1979 and encodes 557 amino acids.
AUCGCUAUCGAAGAUGUAAAAUAGUGAAAUUCCCAAGACAAGGAAAAAACUUGAAAUUUUUCAUAGUCCCCUCCCUCAACCCCGAUCUGAUGGAGUGAAGUUGGGUCCUUUAUGAGCUCUUCAUCAAUCAGAUAAUCGCGGAUCGAAGUAGCAGCUUCUUCUUUAACUGUUUCUCGUUUCUUCGUUACAAAAUUAAACCCAAACCUCUCUAAGGUAAAAUCAUCUCCUACAGUGUUCCAUACAGGUACAGAGAUAUAGGUAGUAAAUCUGAUGUGGAGGUUAAUUUGUAUUAGGUCGUUGUUCUAAUGGAAGUUCCUAAAUCCCCUUCCAAAGAUAAACGAUUCGCCACCAAACAUAAAUUGUUGUUUAAAAUCGGUGCAGUCAUUUUCAUCCUUAUUCUCUUGUUUCUGGGUUUUUAUCUCGAGUCUUAUAGCUGGAAAUCCAAUGCGUCGUCGUAUUACACUGUUGUUAUAGACUGUGGAAGUACAGGGACACGGGUUAAUGUAUAUGAAUGGAUGUUAGGGAGUGUCGUAGGUAAUAGAAAUUUGCCAAUUUUGCUACAUUCAUUUCCUGAUAGUAAUGCAACAAAUGGGAAUAGUUCACUUUGGAAAACCUCUUGUCAAUAUCAUUGUAUGCAAACUGAACCCGGGUUAGAUAAAUUGGUUAAUGAUUCUUUAGGAGUGAAACAAGCUUUGGAGCCUUUGAUUGCUUGGGCGGAAAGUUUAGUUCCCCGAGAAAUGCACGGUGAUACGCCUAUUUUUGUUCUUGCUACUGCUGGACUGAGGAGGCUUCAGAGGGAGGAUGCAUUUCGGGUUUUGGAGGAUGUCGAGGCUGUUGUGAAAGAUCACUCGUUUAUGUUUGACAAGAGCUGGAUUAGGGUCUUGAGUGGGAGGGAGGAGGCUUAUUAUGGUUGGGUUGCUUUGAAUUACAAAAUGGGUAGCUUUGAUGAUGGGCCUUCUACUUUGGGACUUGUUGAUUUGGGUGGCUCGUCGUUACAGAUUGUAGUGGAGAUUGAUCGUGAUACCGGGGAUGAUGUGAACGCGAUGAGAUCGGAGUUCGGAUCAACUGAACAUAGGAUUGUGGCGUACUCGUUGCCUGCAUUUGGGUUGAAUGAAGCAUUUGAUAGGACCGUUGUUAUGCUUAGAAAUAAUCAGAGUGUAGAAAGAACCAGAGGUAUAUCUGAACUCAGACAUCCUUGUCUGAUGUCUACUUUUGUACAAAACUAUACCUGCUCUUAUUGCUCGGGACUUGAUGACACUGACCGAAAAAAUCAUAGCCAACCUCAGAAAACUGUAAGUCUUACUGGAGAACCUGAUUGGGAACAAUGCAGAGAAGUAGCUAUUGCUGCUGCUAUGAACUUGAGCGAUUCCCAAGUGUCACAUCAGGCAGUUGGUUCAAAUUGCCAAGGAAGUUUGUUUUCUGGUAUUGGCACUGGUGCACUUAAUUUAACAGCUGUUGCUCACCCAAUGAAGCGAUUUCAUGCUUUAUCUGGUUUCUUUUUUGUCUACAAUAAGCUAAAUUUGAACCCAAGAGCCAAUUUAACAAUGAUUUGGGAGUCAGGCAAGCAAAUAUGUACAAAUUUAUGGGCUGGCUUGAGCAGUAUAUCUGACAAUCCAAAUUAUGCCGGACAAUUUUGUUUCCGGGUGGCUUAUAUGGCGUCAUUGAUCGAGUAUGGCCUAUGCCUCGGUGAUGUAGAAAUGGAGUUUGGUCCAGGUGAUGUUUCUUGGACAUUAGGAGCCGCAUUGGUUGAAGGGAAAUUUCAAUGGUUAAAUAUUGCAAGCAACAAAUCCCAAACUAUAAUUUCGACUUUAAAGAAUGUGAAGGUCAUGUCUUCUUCAACUUGUCUUUUUGCUGUCCUUUUGUUGCUUUUAUUGAUUGUUUAUUGUACUCAAAUUAAGCUACCUAUGCCAAGCAGAAGGGCUUCUGCUCCCGGCUCGUCUUUGCCAUCCCAUACUCAUACAAGACAUCGAGCUAACUAAUAUUUGAGUACUCUCUUAUCUUUCCA